AUGACGGAAACCCCAACUCCCGCCGAGGUAUUAUUGGAAAUUGCAUGCUUCGAUGAGCGAUCAGCCAUUUUAGCCGCCUCAGCUGGAGCUGAUCGCAUUGAGUUAUGUAAAGACUACCACUCUGGGGGACUUUCGCCAGAUGACACGGUUCUUCAGACACUGAAAUCGGAAUUGACGAUCCCAGUAUAUGUGAUGAUUCGGCCACACGCGGACUCCUUUUGCUAUGAACCCUCGGAAUUCGAAGUCAUGAAAGACACCCUUGCUGUCCUCAAGUCUCAUGGAGCUGAUGGAUUUGUCUUUGGGAUUUUAAAUCGAGUGGAUCAGAGAACGGGAACAUGCACUCCCCCAUCCGCGUGGAUUGACAUCCCUCGGAAUCAGGAGCUGGUUCGAUUGGCAAAUGGCCGACCAUGUACAUUCCAUCGCGCAUUUGAUCUCAUCCCGGAGUCUCAGUGGGAAAGCGCCCUAGCAGACAUCACCGAGUGCGGAUUCUCGUCAAUUCUGACCAAUGGUGGCCCGUCGGGAAAUACUGCAAUUGAGUGUGUUGAGAAGCUUGCAGCGUUAGUUGAUUGGAAGAACAGUCAACUCGCGAAUAAUCCACCCGGCCGGGGCAAAAGAGUUCCGGAAAUCAUUGUGGGGGGUGGUGUCAGGGCAUCAAACAUACAGCGGCUUCGUGAAGCUACUUCUGCGUCGGCGUUCCACUCGGCUGCUCUAUUAGUCCCAGACGAAAUCGUCUCUGAAGCCGAGAUUAAGGGAAUGAAAGCUCACCUGCGUGGGCCUGGAAAUACUACGUCAGCUAUACGCGACUAG
Messenger RNA from Penicillium salamii, 807 nucleotides. The record is from the annotation of a GenBank genome assembly. Lineage: Eukaryota; Fungi; Ascomycota; Eurotiomycetes; Eurotiales; Aspergillaceae.